AUGAGGCUGCCCCUCGUCGUCGUCGUCGUCGCGGCCGCCGCCUCGGCUCUGGACCUCGGCCAGGGCUGGCGCGUCUCCCUCGACGGCGACACCAUCACCGCGCGGCGCCGCGGCGUGCCCGGCCUCGAGGCGCUCGCCGUGACGUUCUCCGUGGGCUACCUCUCCGGCGGCGGACCCACGACGCUCCCUAACCCCAUCGGCUUCACCGCAGCAAAAUUCACCGCCGACCUCGACGCGCCGCUCGGUAACCUCACGCUCCGCACCACGGCGGCGGGCGCCGAGGCCUCCGGCGCGUUCUGCGAGUCGCGCCGGAGCGCGCACUGCGAGGUCGUCUCGUGCGCGAGCGUCGACUACUGGGACGCCGCCGCCGCGCCGUCCUCCUGCCUCGGCGGCGCCGUCGCGCUGAGCGUGGACGCCGCGGGCCGCCUCAGCGCCGUCGCGUCGCUCGCGCCGUCGGCCGCGGCCGCGCCGUCGCGGGCCGUCGUCGGCCGCCUCGCGCUGACGACGGCCUCGGCGCCGGACGAGAUGCUCGUCGGCUUCGGGAACCAGCCGUCCAAGCUCGACCUCAAGAACAGCUCCUUCGACGUCGUGUCCCAGGAGAACGGCAUCGGCCGCGGCGACGAGCCCAUCUCGGCGCUCGUCGGCGCCGGCGCGGCGGGCGCGGCCGGGAGCCCGCUCACGACCUACAGCGCGGUGCCGCUCUGGCUGUCGUCGCGGGGGUCCGCCUUCCUGCUCAACGACACGCGCGCGCUCCGCGUCGAGUCGACGGCGACCGCGACGGCCGUCGCCGCGCUCGGCGCGUGCGGCGACGGCGACACCCCGUUCCGGCCCGCGGCGCUCGCGGUCGCGACGCCCGAGCGCGCGACCUGGGCGGCGCUCCAGCGCGAGGCGCGGGCCAUGGCCGGCGGGGACGCCCCGGACGUGCCCGCCUGGGCGACGGGCGGGCUCGUCGCGGGCAUGAUGGGCGGCUCGGCCGCGGUCCGGAGGAACGUCGCCGCGCUCCGCGGCGCGGGCGUGGCCGUCGCGGCGGUGUGGCUCCAGGACUGGAGCGGCCAAAGCGCGGACAACGGGGGCGGCCGCGUGCUCUUCGACUGGCAGCCCGACGGCUGCCUCUACCCGGACUGGCGCGGCCUCGUCGACGAGCUCGCCGCGGCGUCGAUCCGCGUGCUGACCUACGCGUCGCCGUUCCUGACGACCGCGGCCGUGGACGGCCAACCCUGCCGCGCGAACCGGACGUCGCUCUACGCCCACGCGCGCGACCGCGGCUACCUCGUCGCGGGCGACGACGGAAAACCGCUCCUCGCGCGCGAGGAGGUCCUGUCGACCGCGGCGACGGUCGACUUCACGAACCCGGCCGCGGCGGCCUGGUUCCGCGGCAUCCUCGCCUGCCAGGUGCUGGGCCGCCGGGACGCGUGCGACCCGGCGAGCCCCUUGCCGCCGCCGCCGCCGAACGCGACGGCCGUCGCGGGCUUCAUGGCGGACUUUGGCGAGCACCUGCCCCUCGUCGGCGCCCACCUGCACUCCGGCGCGGACCCGCUGGCCUACCACAACCAGAUGCCCGACGACUGGGCGCGGCUCACGCGGUCCGCCGCGGUCGGGAGCGACGCGCUCGUCUUCCACCGGUCGGGCGCGCCGCGGACGCUCGAGAGCGCGGGCCUCUUCUGGGCCGGCGACCAGGAGCAGAGCUGGCAGAAGAACGACGGCUUCGCCUCGCUGCCGCGGACCUACGUGUCCUCGGGCCUCGCGGGCUGGACGCAGCACAGCGACGUCGGCGGCAUGAUCUUCUGCGAGACGGCCUGGCUCUGCGAGCGCACGGACGAGCUCCUCGCGCGCUGGCUCGAGCUCAGCGCCGUCGUCGACCCCGUGCUCCGAUCCCACCCGUCGAACGGCAACGACCGCGUGCCCCAGCCCUGGUCCGACGGAUCCAACCUCGCCGCGACGCGCCGCGCGGUCGCGAUCCACGUCGCGCUCCGCGGCUACAAGCGCGCGCUACUCGCCGCCGCGGCCCGGGGGGGACCGCCCGUCGUCCGCCACGCCUACCACGCGUGCGCGACGGACGCGCUGCCGUCGGACCGCUUCGACGCGCUCGGCGGCGCGCAGCUCAUGCUCGGCGACGACGUCCUCGUCGUCCCCGUCCUCGCCGCGGGCGCGAAAACCGUCAACGCGACCGUCCCGCCGCCCUGCGCGGGGCCGGGCGCCUGGGUGCGCGUCUGGGACCCGGAGACCCCGCUCGCGCCGGGCGCCGCCGUCGAGCUGCCCGCGCCCCUGGGCAUGCCCGCGAUCCUCGCGCGCAACGGCACGGCCGCCGCCGCCGCGCUCGUCGCCGCGGCCGCCGCGCUCGGGCCCGCGUGGCUUCCACCCUGCUCCGACGCUCCCGCCAUGGCCGCCUGGUCGUCGACGCUGAACAAGCUCGCGGGCCUGCGCGACGACAUGCGGCGGAGCCUGAGCGUGAGCUCCAAGCCGCCGGCGCUCAAGGUGACGAACGCGCGCUACCGCUUCGAGCACUACUGCACGGCGAAGCACCUCUGGGAGGGCUACGACGCCGCGGCGAACGACCGCAUCGCGCGCGCCUUCGCCGCGGCGCCGGCCGGCGGCGCCGUCGCGCUGGAGGGAGUGCCCUUCGAGGUGCGCUGGGGCGACGCCGCGAAAUCCGGCAAGCUCGCGCGGCGGCCCUCAGGGCAGCACAAGAGUGAUUCAACGCGGCCCUACUCGGGCGUGAUCCAGGUCAACGUGACCACGGAGAACACGCGCCUCGUGCGGCGCUGCCGCCUGGCGACGGUCGAGGGCGCCGCGGGCGUCGACGCGGACGUCGUGCUCGAGGCCGGGCUCGAGGCGGUGGAACGCGACGACGGCGCCUUCGACGGGUCGCUGCCCGCGGGCCGGCCCUUCCUCGAGGUCGGCGGCCGGCGCGUCGACGUCGAGGACCUCGCGGGCGCCGACGUCGUGGACGUGGUCCUCGAGCUCGUCGUCGCGGCGCCCGCGCCGACGCCGCGGCCGCGGUCCGAACCGAGGGUGUCCCGGAACGCCGCGCGGACGCUCAUGGUCGCGACGAUGAACAUGGGCGGCGCGAACGUCGACGGCGACGAGCUCCACCACUGGCUCCGGGGCGGCGCGACUCGAGACGGCGCGCCGGCGUCCCUCGUGGUCGUCGGCGCGCAGGAGGCGGGCUCGGUCGGCGCGCUCGAGGAGUCGGUGGACGCGCACCUCAAAGACCACGCGCGCGUCGACCUCGACAGGACGUCGGCGGGGCGCGUGGGCCUGUGCCUGCUCGUCUACGUCGCCCGGUGCGAGGCGACGCGGCUCGUCGGGGCGGCAAAAGUCGACUACGCGAACCUCGGGCACCUCGACCGGGACCCGACGGCCGUCUUCAAGGGGUCGCUCUCGGCGCGCGUCGCCGUCGACUUUUGCGACGGGGGCGCCGUCUUCGAGCUGGCGGUCGCCGUCGCGCACCUGCCCGCGCACGAGGGGAAGUUGCUCCGGCGCGUCGAGGCGCUGGGCACGCUCGGCGCGCGCCUCGCGGCCGAGGGGGGCCUGUUCAACGGCGCGGACGCGGCGUGCUUCUUCGGGGACCUCAACUUCCGCCUCGACCCGCGGCUCGGCGCGGACGCCGUCGCCGCGGCCGCGGACGUCGCGCUCGGCGGGCCGCCGGCGCCGGGCGGGAGGCCCAGGUCGGUCAAGUACUCGGCGGCGGACUGGCGGGCCAUCGCGGAUUACGCGCACGACGCCGCGGCGCUCCGGCCCUUCGACGAGCUGCGGCGCGUGCUCGACGACGUCGCCGCGCGGGCGCCGGCGCCGGCGGCCGCGGGCGUGCCGCCGCGCAUCCUCGCGCGGGGCUGGCGCGACGCGCCGCCGGCCUUCUCGCCGACCUUCAAGGUCCGGCGCAGGGCCGGCGUCGACUACGUCGAGAAGCGGCUCCCGGCCUUCACGGACCGCGUCCUCUUCGCCGGCGCGCUCGACCUCGCGGACUACGCCGCCGCGCCCGAGGUCUCCACGUCCGACCACAAGCCCACGCGCGCGGAGUUCCGCGUGACGAGCUAA
Aureococcus anophagefferens is the source of this 4038-nucleotide messenger RNA. RefSeq lists its product as hypothetical. Lineage: Eukaryota; Pelagophyceae; Pelagomonadales; Pelagomonadaceae. Gene Ontology annotation, biological process: carbohydrate metabolic process; phosphatidylinositol dephosphorylation. The transcript is spliced from 4 exons. Gene Ontology annotation, molecular function: hydrolase activity, hydrolyzing O-glycosyl compounds; phosphatase activity. The record is from RefSeq and is a predicted model, not a curated record. Bases 1 to 4038 code for a protein of 1345 amino acids.